CCUUCCUUAUUCCUCACGCCGGAUAACUGAAGCUGGCCACCGGGAAAAAUGGAGGUUCCGGCAAUUAAUCGUUGUGUGAACUUCCAAGGCAUGGAAAUAGCGUCUUCGUGCCGUAGCGUUUUUCGGGAACUUUAACCGUAUCUGGAAGCCGCAAGCAAAAGCGACUUUACUUAGCAGAGUUUCCAAGUUAUUCCAUGCUUUGUCUCGCGAAUCAGAGGCAGAUUUCUAUAUAAUAAUAGUAGAUAAAAGGUUUCUGAUUUGGCUUUAGGCUCUCGAGUUCGGCAAAAUGCAUUGAUUUUUGGCGUAAUUCUGGGUUUCUGUGUUGCUGAUCUAAUCGGAGAGGCGAUUUUGUGCUGUUAUCAGCGACACUGUUUGUCUUUGUAUUCAUAGCUUUAGGGGACUCUUACUUGUGUUUUAUACUGGACUAAUUUCAUUUCUUUGCUCUCAAAUUUUGAAACUGAGGCGAAGAAGGAAUAAGGAUAGUCCGUAGAAAUCUAGAGAUUACGUUUUGUUGUGUGUUUCUUUGACUGAAUUCUGUAACUAGAGAAAAUGGAGGACUGAAAUUUGAUAAUUUUGAGGUAUUGCGGGAGUUGACCAUGCCUUUUCCGUUGAAGAUUCAACCAAUCGACUGUCAGACGAUUGAAGAGCCGAAUCCGUUGGAGUCGGUAAAACCGGUGGCGAAAUCGCGGCUCAAGAGGCUCUUCGAGCGGCCGUUCCAUGGCGUUCUUAAAAAUUCCGCGGCGGAGAAGGUCGGCGUCGUUGAGGAGCCACAUUUCAGUAAAGAUGCCUCGGUUGAGUUUGAGCCGAGCUCCGUCUGUCUGGCAAAGAUGGUGCAAAACUUCAUCGAGGAAAACAACGAGAAACAACAAACCGGCGCGGCCAGGUGUAGCCGCAACCGCUGCAACUGCUUCAAUCGGAACUGCAGCGACAGCUCGGAAGACGAAUUGGACUUGUUUGGUGGUUUUGGCGACUCCAAUCUUCCUUCUUCCGGCGAAGCUGUUGAGAUUCUCAAGAGUCUGGUCCCUUGCCCGACUGUGAAUGAAAUGAAUUUGCUAGCGGACAUGGCGAGGAUCGUUGAUAAGAACAAGAUCUGUAAGCGUAAAGACGAUUUUUGCAGGAAGAUUGUUACUGAUGAACUAUCGUCUCUCGGAUACGACGCUUCAAUCUGCAAAUCUCGCUGGGAAAAAUCCCCCUCAUGUCCCGCCGGAGAAUAUGAAUACAUUGAUGUGAUAAUUGAGGGUGAGCGUUUGUUGGUUGAUAUCGAUUUCCGAUCAGAAUUUGAAAUUGCCCGUUCAACCAAGACCUACAAAUCUGUCCUGCAAACGCUUCCCUACAUCUUUGUGGGCAAAUCCGAUCGUCUCCAGAGGAUAAUCACAAUCAUCUGUGAGGCAGCCACGCAGAGUCUGAAGAAGAAGGGAAUGCACAUUCCUCCCUGGAGAAAAGCUGAGUAUGUCAAAGCAAAGUGGCUCACUCCUCACAUCCGAUCCACAUCCUCACCCCCAACCCCAUCUCCAUCCACCCAUACUCUAACCUCACAUCAAGAGCCCAAACCUGAAGAAAAGGACCAGUCUUUCUCUGAAUCUGAUCUUGUUAAAGACUCAGUAGAUGGUGCUGAGGUGGAGGAGUCUCUGUUUGUUUUGUCUGAGAGCUCUGAAGAAGAAGAAAAGGAGGAGAAAGUGAUGAAGGAAUGGAAACCACCUGAGAUUAAGCCCAAGUGUAAAAGUUCAUCCACUGGUAUUAGGAUUGUGACUGGUUUGGCCUCAGUUAUAGAAGAUGACUAGAUGAGCCAAGAAAUUUUGAGUUUUGAUAUAUAUAUAUAUAUAUAUAUAUGUAUUUGUUGUUGUUUUUAGCCUGCCUUUUUUUUUUGUGGGUUACUAGAGGAGCAAAUAUGGCAUGUAUAUGGCACAAACUUUUGAAUCCCCUUCUCUUUUUGAAUUUGGGGUGGUUUUGUUAAUUUUGAUCUUAUAUGCAACUGAGAUCUUCCAAAAAAGUGGCUUGGAAAUGAGUCAAAGGUAAAUUCCUCACCUUGUGUUUAGCCUUUACUCCUUUAUUUUUUUUCAUUUUUAAUUUGUAUAUUGUGUCAGUUCCUGAUUUUAUGGUAUAUUUUUUUCCUAUAAAAGGAGGUAGAAGGAACUGAAUUUGAUGAAGAUAUCAGACUCGUGUAGUCUCGAGCCGCGUGAGGACUACUCGAAGGAUUUUAUCAGCAUUCUUAGAGAAGAAAACCUUUCACUCCAUUCAUUUCCUUAUUUAUUCCUCUCCAUGUGCUCUCCCUGGUUUAGCGGUAGCCGGACAGCCAGAAUACCGAUUUUUUUAUCCGGUUCACAUUUAAUAAUGAUAGGUUGGAAAA
This is a messenger RNA of Rubroshorea leprosula, 2347 nucleotides long. The record is from the annotation of a GenBank genome assembly. Lineage: Eukaryota; Viridiplantae; Streptophyta; Magnoliopsida; Malvales; Dipterocarpaceae.